AUGCCUGAAGCCAUCUCUCACCACAAUGUUGUCGAGAACGUAGUUGGAGAAUCUCAACACAUUAAUCGCGCUUCUCCUGCAGUUCCCUACUUUACUCCUCUCCAAUCUCCUCCCGCAGGUGCAGCUUUUAUCCGUGAAGAUGGCAAUCCUGUCCCUAAGCUGUUUCAGCCCUUGAAGCUGCGUGGCUUGACUCUUCCUAACCGCAUUUUCCUAUCUCCUCUAUGCCAAUACUCUGCAGCUGAUGGUCACUACGGCGAGUGGCACAUGGCCCAUAUUGGUGGUAUCGUGUCUCGCGGCCCAGGCAUGACCAUCAUCGAAGCAACGGCCGUUACACCGGAAGGAAGAAUUACUCCAGAGGAUGUUGGUCUCUGGAAGGACAGCCAGAUUGCGCCAUUGAAGCGUGUCGUCGACUUUGCUCACAGCCAAAACCAAGUCAUUGCUAUCCAACUCGCACACGCUGGUCGUAAGGCGAGCUGCGUGGCUCCCUGGUUGAGUGCAGCUGCCGUCGCACCAAAGGAGCAGAACGGAUGGCCAGACAAUGUCCUUGCGCCUUCUGCUAUUGCUUGGAACGAGCACCAUGCCCAGCCUCGUGCUAUGACCCUCGAGGACAUUGAGAGCUUCAAGAAGUCAUAUGCUGACGCUGUCCGUCGUGCUCUGACCGCUGGAUUCGAUGCCAUUGAGAUUCACGCUGCUCACGGUUAUCUGCUUUGCUCAUUCUUGUCUCCCACGUCGAACCAGCGUACCGAUCAAUACGGCGGAAGCUUCGAGAACAGAACCAGACUUCUCCUCGAAACUGUCGACCUUGUCAGAGAGAUCGUACCUGAGACUAUGCCCAUCUUCGUCAGAGUCAGCGGAACCGAGUGGCUCGAGGAGGUCGAAGAAAUCAAGGAGAGCUGGACUUCAGAGCAGACCGUUGAGCUUGGAAAGAUUCUUGCUGACCGUGGCGUCGAUUUGAUGGACAUCAGCUCUGGUGGUAACCACCCCAAGCAGCACCCUCACGCCGCACCCGGAUACCAGGCACCUCUCAGCAAGGCCGUCAAGAAGGCAGUCGGCAACAAGAUGGCUGUCAGCGCUGUUGGCAGCAUCCACACUGGCAAGCUAGCAAACGAGCUCCUUGAAGACGGUCUCGAUGUUAUCAUGGUCGGUCGUCUUUUCCAGAAGAACCCUGGUGUCGUCUUCUCGUUCGCCGAAGAACUUGGCGUCGAGGUCAAUAUGCCCAACCAAAUUAGAUGGGGAUGGUCAAAGAGAGGUGCUUCUCAGUUGAAGACUCUGCUAGAAGCCAACCUUUAA
Aureobasidium namibiae CBS 147.97 is the source of this 1290-nucleotide messenger RNA. RefSeq names its product NADH:flavin oxidoreductase/NADH oxidase. Lineage: Eukaryota; Fungi; Ascomycota; Dothideomycetes; Dothideales; Saccotheciaceae. Gene Ontology annotation, molecular function: NADPH dehydrogenase activity; NADP binding; FMN binding. The coding region runs from base 1 to 1290 and encodes 429 amino acids. The record is from RefSeq and is a predicted model, not a curated record. The transcript has 3 exons. Gene Ontology annotation, cellular component: intracellular anatomical structure.